AUGGAGCUGGCGAAGAGCAGCGAGAAGCUGGAGCUGGGUGGUGCCGGUGACUCGGUGCGAGGCCGAAGGGUAAGUGAUGGUGGGGCACUGGUAGCUGGGAAGCCGAUUGGGAAAAGAGGAGCUGGAGCGCUCGCGGGGACGCCUUCGGCCACGCUUCUCCAGCAGAAACCACGUCUUUGCUGGAACGUGUCGAACCGCCCAGUCGACACGAUGUCAGCUAUGGAAUCGCGCCUUCGACGCGGCGCGCCAAUGAACUACAUCGCGCGCGGUGUGCCUGAGUUGCACGAGAAGCGUAAGAUCAUGGCCGAGGCAAGUAUGUACACCGACGACAAGGCGGCUGACAGCAGCAGCACUGUGGGCGGCAGCAGCAGCGAUGACGACGAGCGCACGAACCAACAGGAGCUUACAGCGCGAGGGCGCUCCGAGAACCAAGGCAGCUCAGCGAUCAAGAUACCGACUUAG
This is a messenger RNA of Phytophthora sojae, 462 nucleotides long. RefSeq lists its product as hypothetical. The coding region runs from base 1 to 462 and encodes 153 amino acids. The record is from RefSeq and is a predicted model, not a curated record. The transcript is spliced from 2 exons. NCBI's taxonomy places the organism in Eukaryota, Oomycota, Peronosporomycetes, Peronosporales, Peronosporaceae.